Molecule: messenger RNA, 1569 nt
Organism: Arachis stenosperma
Lineage: Eukaryota; Viridiplantae; Streptophyta; Magnoliopsida; Fabales; Fabaceae
Exons: 4
Coding region: 1-1569 (522 amino acids)
Biological process (GO): DNA integration
Molecular function (GO): RNA-DNA hybrid ribonuclease activity; nucleic acid binding
Source: RefSeq, a predicted model, not a curated record
AUGGUAAGCCCAAAGACAAUAAAAGAAGUUCAACAACUUGCAGGAAGAGUAGCUGCCCUGUCGCGUUUCUUACCUGCAGUGGCAAACCGAUCAUAUAAUUUUUUCCAAACAAUCUCUAAGAAUAAGAAAUUUGCAUGGACCAAGGAAUGUGAAAAUUCUUUUAUGGAGCUCAAACAGCUCUUAACAUCACCUCCAAUACUGCAGAGACCAGAAACAGGGAAAAGGCAAAGCCCAGUAUACUUCAUUAGUAGGGUAUUACAGCCAACGGAGACAAGAUACCCGAAAAUAGAACAGCUGGCGCUAGCACUAGUCACCAUGGCAAGGAGACUAAGGCACUAUUUUCAGAGCCACACAAUAAUAGUACGUAUUGACCAACCUCUGAGGCAGAUAUUAACCAAACCCGAAUUAGCUGGACGAAUAACCAAAUGGUCCAUCGAGCUCUCUGAGUUUGACAUUCAAGAAGGAAGCAGAGCAGGUGUACUACUAAAGGAAGGAGAUAAAGUAACAGCCGAGCAAUCACUACAGUUUCACUUUACCACAAGCAAUAACCAGGCAGAAUAUGAGGCUCUGCUGGCAGGACUAAAGCUCGCCCAACAACUCAAAAUACCUCGGAUAACGGUUUAUUGUGACUCUUUACUAGUAGUACACCAAAUCAAAGGCGACUACCAGGUAAAAGAUCCUUUGUUAAAGAAGUAUUGGCUCAUAACGAAGGAUCUUAUUUCAAAGUUCAGCGAAUUUAACAUUAUUCAUGUAAACCGAGAACAAAACACUAGAGCUGAUGUAUUAUCCAAAUUAGCCACUACCAGGCAAACAACAAACAUACCAGCACUAUCACAAUUGACACUUGAUAAACCGAGUUUUGAGCUAAACACAAUAUUAAGUAUCAUGCAGGCACAGAAUUGGAGAACACCUUUCCUCGAAUACAUCAAUAUAGGAACCGUACCAAAGGAAGAAUCAAACUUACCACUCUUCCGAAGAAGAGCAAGCUUCUACACAGUGAUAGAAAACACCCUGUACAGACACAGAUACUCACAACCACUCCUCAAAUGCAUCAGCAAGGACGAGGCCGAAGAAGUCAUGGUAGAAACACAUGAGGGAGUCUGCGGGAACCACAUUGGAGGCCGAGCACUGGCCGCCAAAAUAUUACGGACAGGGUAUUACUGGCCAACAAUCAAACGAGACUGCAUUCCAAAAGUCAAAGCAUGUAAUAAUUGCCAAAAGCAUGCCACGGUCUCAGAAAUUCCAGCUGAAAAGCUCCACAUUAUAGAGGUAAGUUGGCCUUUCGACAGGUAUGGCAUACCAAGAGAAAUAAUCUUCGAUAAUGGAAGACAGUUUACAGAUCAUAAACUCGCCUCUUUUCUAACAAAUUUUGACAUUAAACAUCAUUUCAGCUCGGUUGAGCACGGACAGGUUGAGUUCGCUAACAGAAUUAUCUUGCAGGGUUUAAAGAAAAAGCUCGGCGAAGCCAAAGGCGAGUGGGCCGACCUCAUUCCAGAAAUCUUGUGGAGCUACAAUACCACAAUCCGAUCUGCUACAGGAGAAACUCCCUUCAAACUAGUAUAUGGCUGA